AUGGCUGAAAGUGGCAACUUCAACCGGAGACGGAAGGAAGUGUUAACGGCGUUAUACCGGCAGGAUGGUGAUGACCUUCUGGGGAGGGACAAAUACAAGGCGGCCCUGCAACUGUAUAACAUGGCGUUACGCUGUGACCCAGCUGACGUGAAAUCACUCAUCAACAGAUCAAAGUGUCACUUGAAGCUGAACCAGAUCAGAAAGGCGACAGACGAUAUUGAUACGGCCCUUCACCUCGACAACUUGGACAAAGAGGCACUGCUACAGAAAGCGGAAGUGUUAUUUAAGACACAGAAUUACGAGAUGGCACUCGUGUACUAUAACAGGGGACUCAAACAUUACCCAAAAAGUGCGGCAUUCCAGGAGGGCGCAAAGAAGGCUGAUCACUUCAUUACAAAGGGCAAUCGCAAAAAAUCUAAAAGAAUGAAGCUUACCCAGGCUGGAGAUUUGACAUACCUUGUCCACAAAGCGCCGACAAGCAAACCGUUUGUAUUUGACAACAAAACAAAAAGUCAAACAAGACAUUUGCCAAAGCCAAGCGCAUCCUUUCGUGAUCGUCCACUCUGCCAGCUAAUUAGGAUCCAUAAAACACCAACGGUCGUCCUUCCACGUGUGACGUCACUUCCAAACCUUUCCCAAACGCCAUCUACUUCGGUUGCCACCCUUAAUGAAGAAGAAAAGCGACCCGAGAGCAAGAUGGUGAAAACGACACUGAAAGAGCUGUAUAAGGAUAAGAAAUAUUUGGAAAAACUUUCUAAUAAUACAGUGUUUCCAGCCGUAGGAGGUAUGGGAAGUCCGAUACAGGACAAAGCUGAAGAUGCUGUCAACUUCCUGUACGAUCGCUACCACUACUGGAAUCGACUUGGACCACUUCCGCCUCCCCCUCCUCUUCAGAAAUCACGGGCGAGUAGAUUUAGUGGCAGUUCAUUGUCGGUAGAUACACUCGGAACAGCUCGGACAGCUGAGUCGAAAACAACAUGGAAAUCCGGGGAUUCCGGAAUGAGCUGGAAAACUAAGACAAUUAAGUCCAGAUUAGGAAUCACAAAGCCCGAUAAGGGAACGAAACUUAAGCCAGAUCCGACAACACUGGAGUUCAAGUUUGAAACACAUAACCCUAGUUUGGAUCUAGGUACAAGAAGAAUGACGGAAAUUGCCGAAGAGAAUGAAGAUUCGACCGAUUCAAAGGAAACUGAGGAGGAGACGAAAUCUAAAGGUCAAGCUGUGACGGAUUAUUUAAAAAGAGAACUGGAUAUUAUUUAUACAAUGUUUGCACAAAGAAAAUUUGCGGAGACCGUCAAAAAGUGUGAGGCCGGGCUUGAACUAUUGGCAAAAUACUCUGACGCUAAUGUUCCAGAAAAGUUUGAAAUGACUGGUUUGCUCAACAGUUUCCUUGGUAACGUUGCUGUAAAUGCAGCCGAUUUCACACGAGCGCUAAAACACCACACUGUUGAUCUAAAAAUUGGCGAGAAAUGUGACCUUAAGGUAGCCCGUUAUAGGGCGUUGGGAAACCUUGGCCGAACCUAUACAUUACAGGGGAAAUACAACAGGGCGCUAGAGAUGUAUACUAUGAAGGCACCACUAUGCAAGACGUCUGCGGAAUCGUCCGCUUUAUUCCAUGACAUAGGAAACUGCUUCCUCAUGCUAAACAACUUCUCCUAUGCACGGGACGCUGGCCGGAAGUCACUGGAGACUGGACAGGAAGCAGAUGACAAGCGUCUCCAGCUUCAGGCAUGCGUGUUGAUCGGCCUCUCUGAAGUAAACAUGAAAAAAUUCCAAGAUGCCUACAACUCCUUUGAAGCCGGACUGACACAUGCGCAGUCACUGGGUGACAAGCAGGCUGAAGAAGCGAUGAACCGUGCUCUCAUUGACGUAAACAAGAAACUGGCAAACAAGUCGAGAAAAGGUCAGGCCGAGUCACGUGACAUAUAUCCACCGUCCUCACACGCGUCCGACUCCGCACGAUCAGUUAUGGUGGAAAGUUGA
Molecule: messenger RNA, 1983 nt
Organism: Ylistrum balloti
Lineage: Eukaryota; Metazoa; Mollusca; Bivalvia; Pectinida; Pectinidae
Product: outer dynein arm-docking complex subunit 4-like
Exons: 11
Coding region: 1-1983 (660 amino acids)
Cellular component (GO): cytoplasm
Molecular function (GO): protein binding
Source: RefSeq, a predicted model, not a curated record